AUGCCAUUCUUUGUGAAGUGGUCCAAGAAACGUUUAUCACGGCUCUGACUGAACAGGGGGGUGAACUGGCGAACAGUCACUUUCGUCUGUUCGUCUCCUCUCUCUCCGAGUCACACACACACGCACCCUCACACACUUUUUUUUAAAAGAAUCCCUCAAAUCGGCUGACAGGAUAGAAUGAAAAUGAGGCUGACACUUGGUCAUUUUGUUAGUGCAAGCGCGUCCUUGCAAAGAGACACCUAGCUUUGGAUCAUAUCACUAUGGGAGCUGUUUGUUUUGCACGGGACUUCUGUUUGUUUUUCCUCUUGUUAAAUACUCGUCAAGGCACUGCGAGUGCCAGGAAUCAAGAUGUGGAUCAUUGCUCUGGAGGAAGUGAUGGCUGUCAUGUAGAUGCGAUUUGUCAAAGUACCCCAACAUCUUACAAAUGUACAUGUAAACCGGGUUACAAGGGAGAUGGAAAAUACUGUGAAGACAUUGAUGAAUGUGAUAUUGAGUACAAUGGAGGCUGCGUACAUGAAUGUAACAACAUUCCAGGCAAUUAUCGCUGCACUUGCUAUGAUGGAUUCAAGCUAGCACAUGACGGACAUAAUUGUCUAGAUGUGGAUGAAUGUAUGUUCAACAAUGGAGGGUGCCAGCAGAUUUGUGUCAAUACCAUGGGCAGCUAUGAAUGUCGCUGUAAGCAAGGCUUUUUCCUCAGUGACAACCAGCACACCUGUAUUCACCAAACUGUGGAGGGGCUGAGCUGUAUGAACAAGGAGCAUGGCUGCACACACAUUUGCAAGGAGACGCCGAAAGGAGGAGUUGCCUGCGAAUGCAGACCUGGGUUUGAACUCGCCAAAAACCAGAGGGGCUGCAUCUUGACCUGCAACCAUGGGAAUGGAGGCUGCCAACACUCCUGUGAGGACACAGAUCUGGGACUGAUCUGUCGAUGUCACCAGAGGUUCGUCCUGCACUCAGAUGGGAAAUCAUGUGUAGAGAGAAGUGAGGCUGGAGCAGAGACCUCAGACCACAAUGCCACUUCGCUUGCUGAGGUGGACAAGCGAGUGAAACGCCGACUGCUCAUGGAAACCUGUGCUGUGAACAAUGGGGGCUGCGAUCGCACUUGCAAAGAUACGUCCACUGGCGUCCGCUGUAGUUGUCCCGUCGGAUUCACGUUGCAGCCGGAUGGGAAGACCUGCAAAGACAUCGACGAGUGUGAGUUCAGUAAUGGAGGCUGUGACCAGUUCUGUAGAAACACAAUUGGCAGUUUUGAGUGCAACUGCAAGAAAGGAUUUAAGCUGCUAACAGACGAGAGGUCUUGCCAAGAUAUCGACGAAUGCUUUUUUGAAAGGACAUGUGAUCACACUUGUGUGAAUUAUCCAGGAAGCUUUGAAUGCGUGUGUAACAAAGGCCACAUGCUUUAUGGCUUGGCUCAUUGUGGAGAUAUUGACGAAUGCAGUGUGAACCAUGGGGGUUGUCAGCAUUCCUGUGAGAAUACCAUUGGAGGAUACGAGUGCCAUUGCAACCCAGGCUACAGGCUUCACUGGAACAAGAAGGACUGCAUUGAAGCAGAAGGUUUUCCAGCAGCUAAAGCGCCUUCUAAACCCAUAUUAAACUGCAGCAAACAGGAAGGCAGUGAUUGCUGUUUUUUGACAUGCCAGUCUCAAGUGCACAUCUCCUCUGGUCCAGAAGAUUCCUAUACACUGACCUGCGGAACACCUUUAUCUUGUGUCAGCAGAGGGCAAGGAAAUGGAAAUCACUAUAAUUGUGUGGGAAUAGAUUCUACAAGCAUUCCACGAAUUAAGACAACUGCCACUUUUAAAUCCAGUUCUGGAAAGUGCACUUUAAACAGAAGUCAAGAGAAGCUUCAGGAGGGCUUGAGUGCUUCUCUCUCAGACAGAAAAGCCCCCUACACCGAAAACGUGCAGUUCAGCUUCGUCAGCCUGCAGUGUCAUUCUGUGAGCAAAAAGUCACAGAACCGCCAGGGGAGGAAGGCCGGAGAGGAGGAAGGGUCGUCCAUUACUGCGGAGUUUGAGCUGGAAAUGAACCUAGAGGAGGUAACAGAAUCGUGCGACCUGGGCUGCGUGCGCAGGCGGUCGGAGAAGAGGCUCCGGAAAACCAUCCGGACUCUGAGGAAAUCCAUCAACCGGGAACAGUUCCACCUGCACUUUUCUGGGAUGGAAUACGAGCUGUCAAAGAAGCUGACCAAGCCCUUGGGUUUGCCCGAGCAAUGUGGGACUGGCCAGGUGCUGGUGGACAAGAAAUGUGUCAGCUGCAGUGUUGGGUCGUACUAUGAUGUUGAGCAGGGGAGGUGUGUUCCGUGUCCUCCUGGCAUGUACCAAGAUGAGGAAGGGCAGCUCUCAUGUGAAGUGUGUCCAGGUCCUGAGAUGACAGGGCACUCGCGGCCUGUGGGGGCUCGUAACAUCUCCGAAUGUGGAGGGCAGUGUCCUCCUGGCCAAUAUUCUUACGACGGAUUCCUGCCGUGCCAGCCCUGCCCACUGGGCACCUACCAACCCGACGUGGGGCGCACUUCCUGUUUCCCUUGUGGAGGAAGCCUAGUCACCAAGCAUGAUGGAGCAGAGUCCUUCCAGGACUGUGAAACAAAAGUUCAGUGCUCACCGGGCCACUUCUAUAACAGCACCACACACAGGUGCAUCCGUUGCCCGAUAGGGACGUACCAGCUGGAGUUUGGGCAGAAUUACUGUGUGGCCUGUCCAGGAAACAUCACCACCGAUUUUGAUGGAUCAACCAAUAUAACACAGUGCAAAAACAGGCACUGUGGUGGAGAACUGGGAGAUUUUACUGGCUACAUUGAGUCACCAAAUUACCCUGGCAACUACCCAGCAAAUAUUGAAUGUACGUGGACUAUAAACCCCCCACCAAAGAGAAGAAUUCUUCUUGUUGUUCCUGAGAUCUUUCUCCCCAUUGAGGAUGAAUGUGGAGACUAUUUAGUUAUGAGGAAAAGCCCUUCCUCAAACUCUGUGACAACGUACGAGACCUGUCAGACAUACGAGCGCCCUAUAGCUUUCACUUCUCGGUCCAAGCGAUUAUGGAUCCAGUUUAAAUCCAAUGAAGGAAACAGUGGAAAAGGCUUUCAGGUGCCCUAUGUUACGUAUGAUGAGGACUACCAAGAACUCAUUGAAGAUAUUGUCCGAGAUGGUAGAUUAUAUGCAUCAGAAAAUCACCAAGAAAUACUGAAGGACAAGAAGCUAAUGAGGGCUCUGUUUGAUGUACUGGCACACCCUCAAAACUAUUUCAAGUACACAGCUCAAGAGUCGAGAGAGAUGUUUCCAAAGUCAUUCAUUCGGUUCCUGCGCUCCAAAGUUUUGAGGUUUCUUCGGCCAUAGAAGCAACUCAGAAGGGCCUCAUUCUUGAGACACUUCUUGUUUUUAAUUUGUUCACCUUCUGACAGACAAAAGAAUUAAAAGCCACAAGAAAACUGUCACAAGACGCCCAUAGGACUAAUUUGCGAACUGAGCUUCAGGGGAAGACUGAUGCCAUAUGGAUAAUUUAUACUAAUCCUUGUGUGGAGCUUAUUGUGGACUCAAGAAGCAAGAAAAGACCAUAGUCACCCUAAAAGGCCCGCUGGGAGUUUACAGCUUUUUAAAUUGGGAAUUUAAACACUUAGUAUUUAUCACAGACCAGCUUAAGGGCAGUGUUCCAAAACAGACUUGUAAAUUGUUCAUCUAUCACCUAUCUACUAUGUUUUUAAAAUAGUUUUAUUUUCUAAUUAGGAUUUAACAUUGGCAGAAAAGAGUAUGUAUCCUGGAUCAGAGUUUUUAACAUAAAGACAUCAUUGUUUUUUAGUUGGGUUUGUUUCUGAGAAUUAAGUCCACUUUGGAAAACUGCUCUUGCAAUAGGGAAGCCUAGUGGUUAUUAGUGCUCUAGCUGGAUAUAGUUUAAAAAUGUUACAAACCCAAUUAUAUCAUUAGGGUUCUUUAUGACUUAAUUAUUUAGGGGUGCUGUGGUGUGUACUAAACCACAUGAGUUACAGGAGGUGUUUCUUAAUGGUUCUUUUAAAAAUUGCUUUUUUUAUAAAAUGAAAAAAAAAAUUGUAAAAGAAAUCUCAACACUGUCAAACUCAUGGCUUCACAGAUAGAUGCAGGAAUCAUGACAGUUAGACAUUUAGGACCGAGGGGAGAAGAUUUACCUCUUAAGCAAAAAACACAAACAACAAGCAGUAAUAAACAGAAAGGAACAUGCUGUCCCUUUUGUGGGAAAUAAUAUUUCACUUUUACACAAAUUUAUGUUUAGCUACAAAAUAACAUUGUUUUAUUCAUUUUCACAUUAAAAACAGGAUUAUUAUUUGAUAUGUUAAAGGCAGUUACUGCAUCGUAUACAAAUAUAAUCCAGUUCCAAGCAGGAAAUUCUUUAACAUGGAAACAAAACAUCACACCGGGGGCUGUUUGACUAUUCAUUUUAUAGCUGUCUAUUUGAAAGAGCUCUCAGAUAACCCUAAUGAUUAUGUAAUGAAAAUUGGAAGAGCUGGCCAUGUAGGUUUGAAGUUUUAUUACCAAAAGCCUUCUAGUACAAAUAACAAAAUGGAAAAACAGUAAGUGUUCAAUUCUGUUUAGAAAAGUCUAGAGUAGCAUACACUUUGUCUCGUGAAUAAAAGUGACUAUUUCUUUAACAUACUUAGUUUUAAAUGUAGCAUAUAUUUUUGCACAUGUACUUUUUACUAGAAAAUGUUUUAACCCCCCUUUUAAACAGAGAAGAUGUGUUUACAUUUGGAUUACAUUAAGUCCUGUCAUUUUGUGCAUGAUUGCCAAGUAAAAAAAUAAGUGAAGCUUGAUUUGUUUUCACAACUUUGAAUACUCAAGAAAGUAAUAUUCCAAUAUUCAUAUGUGUCUGAUAUGCCUCAAGUAUUUUCUUGUAUAAAUUGGGGAAUUAUUCUAGAAACAUUUCAGAAAAUGUGUGCUUGGAGACUUUAAGAGUUAACCAACUACAGUUGAUUGGCUGAGACAGUGUCGGUGAGACAGUAUUAUCACAAAAGGUUUCCCAACUUGCUCAUUGCUUAUUGCAAGUUUUCCUAAAACUUAUUUUUUCCUUAAAAGUUGAACAUGACAUGUACAUCUUGUAUAAAAGUGAUUGAAAUUUGGAAGUGUACAUUUUUUGGAAAGCAGUGCAGGGGACAAUUUAGCUAAAGGAAUGACUUCUACUUCAGAAAACCUGUAACAGUUGUAGUCUUCAUUUUUUUUAGUACCACAUGGGAAGGAGGGAUUUUCUUAGACUUAUUUUCUCUGAAUGGCUAUUGUAAAUUAUGUAAAAAGGUUGUAGGAACAGUAGUAAUGAUGAUGUAUUUGAGUAAGUUACAUUCUUAAAACUGUAUGAUCUGUUAAGGUAUAUAAUUGUGUGAAACAUCUUUUUUGUAUUGAGGUUCUUAUAUCCCAAACAUUUCCUACCAAAACAGAACUGAAUGGUACAGAUAAAGCAAGAUUCAGGUAAAACAUAUUCAUGUUGUUAGAUGCUUGUACAAGCAGGGCCAGAAUAGCAGCUGGUGUUUGGUGGGGUUAGUCUGUAACUUUACUUGUUAGGUUUCCAGUCAAACUGUGCUUUUCCAUUUUUAGACAUAAUACAUAACUUGGUCUAGUAUAAUAUGGCACCGGUGGAAAAGUGGUUUAGUGUGUCAAGAUACACCUGUGACACUGAACAAAAUUCAUUUCACAGUCUUAAAUUCUGUGUUGCUGUGUCAACCCCAGUUUUAGUUUUUAGUUAUAUGCAAAAGUAAACUGACAAUUUGUUUUGUUUUUAUGAUGGGUUUUAUAUUAGUCUGUGAACUUGUAGCAUAAAUUGAUAGUUAUCUUGCAGGCUAUUACAUUGGCUGCUUUUGCAAGGGAAUUUCCACAACUAGUAUGGAACGGUCAAUCUGAAUUCAGCCAACACCCUCCUCACACUGUGUCCUAGUGAUUGGUAUGACGGCUAAUCUGAAAUAUGAAGAUCCAACCAGUGUACAAACUUGUCAAGGUACAGUUAAAUGACGUCAGCUGUGAUGUUGACAUCCCAGGUUGGUUAGCAGUGGUUACUAAAAUAAAAUGGCUAGAUUUCCUAGGAAAUACAUUCCUGUCCAUAUUUUGUAUAUGUAUGCCAGAUGUUAUUGUAAAUAAAGGUAAAUAAAUAAUGUGUAUUUUUCCAUCCAUUCAUCAGUACACUGCUUAUUCCUAGUAAGGACUGCAGCAGUCUGGAGCCUAUUGUGGCAGUUUAGGGCCUGAAGCUGGAUUGUACACUGGACGAGACAGCAGCCCAUUGCAGGACUCGUGUACAAAGGGGGCAGUGCCUCUUCAGGAGGUGAGAGCGAUUUGGAGCACCCAGCAAUAACCCAGGCAAGCUCCAAACAGAAUACACGCUACCCUGGACCCGAGAGCAAGCACUAAUCACCAUGCCACGCUUCUUCAAUUUGACUUUCUUCACGCAAUGCAAGGUGUUGCACUUUGUCCUGUAAAAAUUCUAUAAAAGGAGCUUUCAACAUUUUUUUUUUCAACAUUUGUCUGGAGUCACCCAAAGUAAGACGUCCAUUGAUACAUGAAUAUUGAAUUUGUCUGUUAUUACUAAAGGUGGAGCUACACAGAGUUAAAAUCAUUUUAAAGUCAACAGAUCCUGAGAAAGUGUCCUGCAGCGGAGAUGCUUGUGACUUCAUGUCCACGCUACGACGUGGGCUCAGGUUUCCCUGUGUGUGAGGACCGAGGAUUCACAGCGGACCGGGAGCAGUGGCUGAAUAACCAUCGUCAAUCAUAAUAAACAACGCAUACUCUGAAUCGUUGUACAGUAUACCCAUUGUGCACAGUCGCCAUGUCUGCGGUACCACCCAUCGUGAUCAUUCCACUUGCGGAACGCAAGGUGGCGCUAGAGUACUCACCACCGUGCGGAGUCUUCGCAGUUACAAAUUAUCGCGAUAUCUGACUCUUGGCAGCGAUUGGACGGGAGAGUUAAAGCCUCCAGUUUCAAAAGGGUGUUGGGUGGACAUUUGCGAUAAAGACUCGGAGGGGUUUUCCAAAUGGCAUUUCAUCUUUUGUGAAGUAGGUGUAAAUCGUAAAAACCGAAAAAGGAGCUACUAUAAGUAUCUAAAGCUGCCUUUCAAACCAUUUUUGCCUGCCAAGCUGACAGAACACAUUCCCAAAUCUUUAGAUGCUAUGAGAAGAAAGGAUCUAACCAAAGGAGGUCAAUUCAUCUGCUCAAAGGAGAGAGGGGGGGAUAUUUUUUAAUUUAGGGGAACCUGAUAUUUUUGUGCUUUGGAAAAUUGCCGGAUCGUACAGAGUUUUCAAAUAGCAUGGAAAAUGAAGAAAAUGAAGCACAAAAUGGGUCAGAACUGGAUGACAGCCUGACUAACAUUAAUUGGCUGGGAAGGUUCUCUUGUGCUGGAAUGAUCCCAGAACAAAAGAAGAAAGUUACUACAAGAACCAAGUUCGUGAAACCACCAAAAUGUCCUUUGGUUAAGCGUCCCCCACACUCUUAUUCUGAACUUAUAAAGCUAGCCCUGAACAGCACUCCAGGAAAAAGGCUGACACUCCAGCAGAUCUAUGCCUGGGUGGAGGAGCAUUUUCCUUAUUACAAAAACUAUGCCAACCCUGGGUGGAAGAAUUCUAUCCGACACAGCCUGUCAAUCCGGGAUAUUUUCAUACGGGAGACAGAAGGAAACGGCAGGAGCUCCUUUUGGACAGUGAAAGCCCAACCGGAACCCAGCGUCUUUCCAUCAUUAGAGUCAAGUAAUAUCGGAGUCCCAAGUGUGUCAGUAGGAAAAAAAGGUGCUGUGAAGAAAAUGCAGCCUUUGUUGCCCCAUGGCAUUGUGCCCUGCCUGGUCCCCGUUUCAGUCUUCAUAAACCCCUCAGCUCUCUGCCAGGUGGCGCCACACGAGCCUCCUCACAGCACCCAGACUGUCACUGCACAGAGAGCGAUUGCUCCGAAGAUUUCUAUCACCAUAAGUGCCCACACUGCAUUUAGUCCUCAAGUACCUGCUAUAAGCCAAGCAUUACGGGAGCCCAUCAUAACCAAUAGCAGGAAUAAAUGCACCCAGCAGAGGCUUCAUCAGAAACGGAAGCAAAAACUUCAGCCCUUAAAGGAUCCAGGACUGCUUUCGCAGGACCAACCUGGCUUCGCAAAUGACUCGGGGUUAGACAGUGAGAAUAACGUGUCUUUGGAACCUAAGGUGGACAGUGAAAUAUUCGCAACAUCUCCUUUUAAAACACCUAAAAAGAAAAACAUGGAAUGUUUGGCCACAUCAACACCAGGCGCAGAUCCUGCUCUGUUUUUGCGGAGUGUCCCACUGCCAGGAGGAGAGACACCAACUAAAUCUCUGGAUAGCUUACUUGGUGACAGUUUCUUUAAGUCUCCCGGUGGUGAGAGUCUAGAGUAUGAAAGCCUUGGGUUUACACCCCUCGCAGAAAAUGCUAGGUCCAGCCUUGAGGGUAAUAACAGUGAGAAGGAUCUGUCCGAGUUCGCUUUCCUUGGCUUGACUCCCAUUAAAGCAACUAUGGCUUCCGAGGAGCCAGGGCUGGACCACAAGAAUGAGGGCCUGGCGCGAGUCUUUGCUGACUUCACUCUUCCAGACAUCGACGAGGACACAGACCUGGCCACUAUCAGCUGGGCAGCAUUUACGUCGGAUGGUAGCUAAUUCUGUGCUGCAUCAUUGGGUAUAAUUUAAUUGUGAACAAUGUCAUGUGACAGGAUUGCUAUGUAGUGUACAGUAAAUCCGGGCUUGAAAAGUCAUUAAGCUGCUAAAACAGUAUGUGAAGAUAAAGUCUAGCAGGGAUGUGUAAUAUACUGGUGAAGAUUAUUUUAUGGAAAUGUAUUUAGGCAAAACUGUAAUUUAUAGUUGUGGAAAGAACUGCCUUCUGUGAUAAAGUCCAUGGUGUCAGCUUUUUUUGGUUUGCAUUUGUCUCGGUUCCAGGUCUUGAACACCUUAUUCAAAAUGGAAGGCUUUCAUUGUUAUGUGAUUUAAAAAAUAAACACUUUGAGAACAUAAUUUACAACUCAUCUAGCUCACUUGAUUAAUCCCAAUAUCCCAUCCAGGUCUUCCUUAAUAUAAGCUUGUUCAAAAAACCCUUAUUCAAGAUCUCGUUUCUAAAUUUCCUGUCUAAUUAGGCUGUCUGUUAGAAUACUAAAUCUGUAUAUAUGACUAAUUUAGUUAGAAUUGUCAGCUCCAUAUGUGUGACUGUAAUUACAGACCAACAGUUACUCCUAUGACAUGAUUCUCUUUUGUCACCAUGUUAUGGAAGGAUGCUGCUUCAGCGGUUUUCCAGUCAGUGUAUGUUAUCCAUGUCUUGAGUGACAUUGAAAUGAGGUAGUUAAUAAGAACCCUCAUUUCCGUUAGUGCAAUUGGUAGUAUAUCAUCUGGCCCUGGAGAUUUAUCUGACAUGUAGCUAGUAGCAGGGAAACUUCCGCCACUUCUGUGUUACUACAAUUUUAUACUCUUUCCUGGGCAGGAGGCAAUUUUCUUCAUCCUUUACAGUUCUUUUGUUGUUGCAGUGUUUUGGCGGGAAAACCUUUCCUUUUCAUUGUGAUAUUCUUUCAUUUCUCUGUUGGCUUUUCUUACAUUUUUUUUAAACUUGUUUGCAACUUAUUGUGCUGAUUUGUAAAUCAUUCUAUAAAGUGCUUUCUUUCUCAUUUUUCUUGAAUGACUAACUAAUUGGGCCACUGCUUUCUAGACUUUGACUUCAGGGAUUGACCUGUACAUGUAAGCAGAAUUUGCUCUCAUUCAAUGGUAGUGACUCGUAUCUCAUGUUACGUCUCAGUUUUGUAACAAUCCUGUCUCACUUCCUUUAUAACCCACUUUGUAUACUACCUUUACAGUUUCAGAAUAUACUUCAAAGCAUGUCAUAUUUUGAUGUAAUGGUUAUAUCACCUCUAUUUUCCUCAUAGUCUCCUGAUUGUUCAAAAAGACCAGUAUGUGCCUUGACAAACUAAGAAAGCUAGCAAUGUGUCAUUUCAAUCUCAUCUUCCAGUGUCCCUGAUGGUUUUCCUCAGUCUUUGUUGGGGAAAAUUAAAAUCUUUCAUGAAAGCCAA
Molecule: messenger RNA, 9975 nt
Organism: Lepisosteus oculatus (spotted gar)
Lineage: Eukaryota; Metazoa; Chordata; Actinopteri; Semionotiformes; Lepisosteidae
Source: RefSeq, a predicted model, not a curated record